UCAAGACUGCACUCGCGAAAUAACCGUCCCCACGUUAGGCUGUCCGGUCUAGGGUUUUAGAGCCCUGAGAUUUCCCGCAGAGCCCUGAGAUUUCCGUUACCUUUCUCGCUCCGAACGCUCCCGAUCUUUCAGAACCCUAGAGAUUCUGUUUUCUACAAGGUUUCACUGGGUAGCGACAAUGUCUCGGGUUUACGUUGGGAAUUUGGAUCCCCGAGUGACUGAGAGGGAACUUGAAGAUGAAUUUCGAAUGUUCGGCGUACUUCGGAGUGUCUGGGUUGCUCGAAGGCCACCAGGAUAUGCAUUUGUUGAGUUUGAUGAUCGCAGGGAUGCUCUUGAUGCAGUUCAAUCCUUGGAUGGGAAAAAUGGUUGGCGCGUGGAGCUUUCUCAUAAUUCAAAGGGUGGUGGAGGCCGUGGUGGCGGUGGCAGUGGCGGCGGUGGUGGACGUGGGCGUGGUGGGGGUGACGACUUGAAAUGUUAUGAAUGUGGUGAACCUGGUCAUUUUGCUCGAGAAUGUCGCUUGCGCGUAGGUUCACGCGGCUUGGGCAGUGGUCGGCGUCGGAGUCCUAGCCCUCUUCGACGCCGGAGGAGUCCAAGCUACGGCUAUGGGCGCAGGAGUUAUAGUCCCCGUGGGCGAAGAUCUCCGCGACGCCACAGCAUAUCGCCUCCUCGACGUGGUCGCAGCUAUAGCAGGUCCCCUCCAUAUCGCCGUGCUCGCCAUGAUUCACCAUAUGCUAAUGGUGAUUAAGGGUGGGUGGUAUGUGAACAGAAGUGAAUAUUGAAAUGACCUAAAAGUGCCUUCGAUGCUUUACUAUAGUUCUUAUAGAUUUGCCUGAACGGACAAGAAUCAUGUUAGUUAUGUUCAUGUCGUGACAGUGGGUAUUGUUAGAAACUUGGGUAUGGAUAGCGUCUACGAAGUGUUUAAGCCGCGCCAAAAGGGGUGCUUUGGACACUGUUUUGCGUUGGCUUUCUCUCUUCAGCUUGCUGAAAUUUGGAGGUCUCUUUUCUACUUUAAAUUGCUACCUUAUUACUGUCUAUAUAUAUCUAUAUAUUUUUUUUUAUCUUAACUAACUUUGGUAACUUAGAUCUGUUUGCGUUAGAGAUUCCUAAAAGGUUUACAUGUUUUGUUUUGAGGUGUAAUUUUCGGGUAAAACGGCAUCGUUUCGCCGGAUACUGCAUCUUAGUGCCCAUGGUUCCCCCCAUCUCUGCUUCUCUGCACCAGUCAUCUAGUCGUCGUUGCUCCUGCAUCUUGGUUGUGUGCGGAACCUUUUUAGUGUAAUCAUCUGCAACAAAGCUUCUAACCUAGUUAACCUUUUCGUUAGCUGGUUCACGAAGAUGAAGCUGUUAAUUGCUCUCCUCCUCUCUGCUUCUCUGCACUACUUGUCUGCAUCUUGUUCAGCUUCUAUUGUGUAUCGAAAAUUUAUUCAGAAACUUGGUUGCCUACGACCCUCUUUGAUGAUCUCGUCUGCAACAAAGGUUCCACCUAGUUAACACCCUCACCACUUUAAUGGCUGGUUGAAGAAGAUGAAGUUGUUUAUUGCCCUUUGGUCCUCAUGUGUUUACUGAGAUUAUGGUUCACGGUAAUCAUUUAUGGAAUAAUGCCUGGUGCUUGGAAAAAUAUGCUGAGAAUCAACAUGAAAGAAGGAUUUAGUUGCUCCUAUAAGCUCUUCAGGAUUUUUUUUUUCUGUUAGAUCAUUCAGUAGUUUGUGCACAAUGCUCCCAAAUUUCAGUCAUCCAUAUGAUAUUUCCAUGAUGGUUGUAAUCUGUUGAGCCCGCCACCACUGUCAUUGCAAAUCUGAUUUUUCUUCUGCU
This is a messenger RNA of Corylus avellana, 1809 nucleotides long. RefSeq names its product RS-containing zinc finger protein 21 (gene RSZ21). The record is from RefSeq and is a predicted model, not a curated record. Gene Ontology annotation, molecular function: zinc ion binding; RNA binding. Lineage: Eukaryota; Viridiplantae; Streptophyta; Magnoliopsida; Fagales; Betulaceae.